Molecule: messenger RNA, 1842 nt
Organism: Musca vetustissima
Lineage: Eukaryota; Metazoa; Arthropoda; Insecta; Diptera; Muscidae
Gene: Pgm2a
Product: phosphopentomutase
Exons: 2
Coding region: 1-1842 (613 amino acids)
Biological process (GO): carbohydrate metabolic process; purine ribonucleoside salvage
Molecular function (GO): phosphopentomutase activity; magnesium ion binding
Source: RefSeq, a predicted model, not a curated record
AUGGCCAAACAUUCAGGUGAUGCCGUUUUAGAUGAGAAGAUUGAUAUGUGGCUGAAAUGGGAUCGCAAUGAAAAGACACUGAAUGAAAUCCAACAAUUGAUAACGGCGAGUGACUGGGACCAAUUGCGGAAGAGACUUCUAGAACGUCUGGCAUUUGGUACGGCCGGUCUGAGAGGAUGUAUGCGGGCUGGUUUCGACUCGAUGAAUGAUUUGGUUAUUGUCCAAACCGCUCAAGGAUUGUGUGAAUACAUCAAGCAGCAAUACAAGCCAGAUGAAUAUCACAGGGGUGUGGUAUUUGGGUAUGAUGGUCGUUAUAAUAGUAAACGCUUUGCCGAACUAUCCUCCACCAUAUUUGUACAAAACGGCAUUAAAGUAUUUCUCUACAGUCGUAUGGUGGCUACGCCAUUUGUGCCAUUCGCUAUUUCACAAAAAAAUUGUUUGGCUGGUGUAAUGGUAACGGCCUCUCACAAUCCCAAAGAAGAUAAUGGCUAUAAAGUCUAUUGGGGAAAUGGUGCACAAAUUAUCACGCCUCAUGACAAGGGUAUACAGCAAUCUAUAUUGGAAAAUCUUGAACCCAAAGAGGAAUCAUGGAAUACUGACUUUUUGAAAAAUUGCGAAUUAUUGGAGGAUCCCUAUGAGGAAAUGUACAAAGCGUAUUAUAAGACUCUAUUGCAACAUAUUCCCCAGCAGUUUAGGGAAAUUAACAAAAAACACAAAGAAAUGGGUGAAUUGAAAUUUGUCUAUACGGCAAUGCAUGGUGUGGGAUGGCCAUAUGUUGAAAAAGCCUUUGAGGAAGCAAAUUUGCCAGCUCUCUUGCCCGUGGAAGAACAAAAGGAGGCCGAUCCAGAUUUUCCCACUGUUAAAUUUCCCAAUCCCGAAGAGGGUAAAAGUUCAUUGGAGUUAUCGAUUAAGAAAGCCGAAGCUGAAGGUGUAACUGUUAUUUUGGCCAAUGAUCCCGAUGCUGAUCGUUUGGCAUGUGCCGAAAAAGAUCCCAAGACAGGGGUGUGGAAGGUCUUCAAUGGCAACGAAUUGGGCGCCCUUAUUGGUUGGUGGUCCGUACAAAACUACAAAGCUCUACAUCCAGAUGUCGAUUUGAAGGAAUGCUAUCUACUUGCCAGUACCGUUAGCUCGAAAAUUUUACGUUCUAUGGGUGAGGUGGAUGGUUAUAAUUUCGUCGAAACUCUAACCGGUUUCAAAUGGAUGGGCAACGAAGCCAUCAAAUUAAUGCAACAAGACAAACAGGUGUUAUUUGCCUUCGAAGAAGCCAUUGGAUUUAUGUUCUCUACCUCAGUGCUUGAUAAGGAUGGUGUUAGUGCCGCUACACAUCUUGCCACAAUGAUAUGCUACCUGCGGGAAACCCAGGGAAUUACCCUAACAGAAAAACUACAACAAAUCUAUGAAACCUAUGGUUAUCACUGUACCAACUGUUCAUAUUUGUUCUGUGACAAAGCACCUGUAAUCAAAAGAAUAUUUAAUCGUUUGCGAAAUUUCCAAGAUGGUAAACCGAAUACAUAUCCCAAAUCUAUUCUCAAUGGAGAAUUUUCCAUUGCAAAUGUACGAGAUUUGACAACGGGUGUUGACACAUCCCAGCCAGAUGGUAAAGCCUUGCUGCCCGUUAGUUCCAGUACAGAAAUGAUAACAUUUUCAUUUGAGAACGGGUUGGUUAUAACACUGCGUACAAGUGGUACCGAACCAAAAAUUAAAUACUAUGCCGAAUUGUGUGCCAAACCGGAAGAGAAAAAUUGGCCAGCCUUACGUGAAACACUUGAUCGUAUGGUUAAUGCCAUAGUUGAAGAAUUUUUACAACCAUCGCUUAAUGAUUUGAAACCUAAAAGUGAUUAA